This is a messenger RNA of Megalobrama amblycephala (Wuchang bream), 7314 nucleotides long. RefSeq lists its product as uncharacterized. Bases 762 to 6863 code for a protein of 2033 amino acids. The record is from RefSeq and is a predicted model, not a curated record. Gene Ontology annotation, molecular function: protein binding. Gene Ontology annotation, biological process: regulation of apoptotic process. Gene Ontology annotation, cellular component: cytoplasm. Lineage: Eukaryota; Metazoa; Chordata; Actinopteri; Cypriniformes; Xenocyprididae. The transcript has 22 exons.
UGCAGCAUGUUGCGCUUGAAUGGAUUAAAUCAGUUGUUUAAACUGACAAGAAAAACACGUGUAAAUUUCAAACUUUCUUGAGAAAGCACCACUGGCCCGAUCGUUCAUAUAGGCGAAUACAGUUUUAGGGGGGCUGAGACGACAGAUAGGGGGCUUUAAGCCCCCUGAAAAUGGCCUAGAACCACCCCUGUCUUGAAGAUCUCCGGAACACAGAAGGGAAAUAAUCCACUUUGAAUGCAGAUUUAAGUAGACAGGUGUCAUGAAGGAGAAAGAUUUGAAUGCAGUGACGUUAGCUGCAGCUUAUAUAGCUGGAGCGCUCACCCUUUUUUCACACACUUGAACGUCAUUGGUCGGCGUGACGCGCACAGAGCCAUUCGGUAGGGCUUCAGACUAGGAGAAUCAAUGACGCAAUUUCGAGAGAACCAGCCUCAAAAGGGAACUAUUGCAUUUUCACAUAUUUGGGCCUGUCUGAUCUUGCUUCUCUGAUGUUGAUCCCAGCUUCCAGUCAAUGGCUACCAUCAAACUGUCUGGUUACCAACAUUCUUCAAAAUACCUUGUGUUCAACAGAAGAAAGAAACUCAAGGUUUGGAACAACUUGAGGGCACCACUGCAUGUGAACAUCAAUUGCAAAGUCUGAAGAAAUUUCACAUGCUCAAAGUAGUGUGACCACGGCUGUGACAACAUGUGACACAUAUGUGUCAUACUGUAUAUAGGCUAUAAAAAUUUGGUUACUACAACAGGAACCGAACAAAAUCUUCAGGAUGGCAAGCACCCAGCAAUCUGCACAGGAAUUCCUCGGAAAUGGCCGAACUCUGCUAACUGAAGGACGUUUAAACUGUGAUCCUUUAAUUGAAGCCUUAAACCAGUGCAAAUUCUUCAUAAAUCAUGAGCUAAGUUCAAUUGAGUCUGCAGAAAAUAGUCAGGAUAGGAUAAGGAUUUUGCUCGACAUAGUUUUUUCUAAAGGAGAAGAAGCCUGCUCUAAGUUUUUAAAAAUUCUUGACAAAAAAAGAUUUGAAGUAUUUCCAAGACCUGUUUUGGGUGAUCGGGAUUUACAUCACUGGAUUAGCUGCUUCUCCUUCCAGGAUGAACCACAAUCUCAGACUGCAAACCUAGCAGACCCAGAUCCUUGUGUCGCAUACCAAGGCCUUUUGAGAUGGAAAGCAAGACAAAUACUGGAAAAUAAAUGGAACCAAAGCAUGACUUUUUUAAAAAACGAGCAUAAAAGCAAACCCUUCACAUACAUACCCCUUGUUAUGGACACAGAUUCUAGUACAGUUUCAAAACUUAAGAAGAACAAGGGAUUCAAGAAAUCUCGCUCAAAAAAACUUACGACUUCCAUUCCGACAAACAAGAAAAUGUUGUCUCCCAAAGACUUACUAAUGAAUGAUGAGAAAAGCAUCCUACUUGUGGGGAAACCUGGAGUGGGCAAGACAACAGUUGCACUAGAGAUUCUUAGACUCUGGACCGAAGAGAAAAGCAUUCCAGUGAGUUACAUGUUUUAUUUUGAUGAGCCACUGAUGAGAGUUUUCUCCCAGUAUCCAAAUCCUCAUAUGUUGAAGGAUCUUAUUUUUCACCAUUACAUAUGCCCAGAAGAAGCAUCAGAUCAAGUUCUAGAAAAUAUUGAGAGCAAUUCAGAGAAUGUUGUACUCAUUUUUGAUGGUAUCAUGGAUGUGACUGGAAACAACGUGAUUAAGCAGCUCAUGGGGAAAGAAUUUUUGAAAGAUGCAAAGGUCUUGACCACUUGCAGACCAGAAGCUGAGGAUACAGGUUACCUGUCAGACUGGCCAUCUUAUCGAGUAGAGGUUCAGGGUUUUAGUCAUAGGUCCAUCUAUGAAUACUUCAAAUGGAUGCUGGGAACAACGGAUGACAUUGGUCCUUUGAAAAACCCAGAGUUGUUCAGUUUGUGCUCUGUACCAUUGUAUGCCUUCAUAGUAACUGCCUGCAUUUCAGUAAGUCCUGUUGAAGCCAGGAAUAAGCCUUUUACAAUUACGGAGAUGUAUGUCCAAAUUUUUCGCUUUUGCAUGAAACAACAUGGGCACCAAAAUGUGGAGCACUUAGAUAAAUACAUUACGGACAACAAAAGGGACAUCGUUAAAAUAGCUCUAGCCUCCUAUCAAGCAAUGCUAGCAAAGACAGUGAGCCUGACAGAUUUGGAUCUUGAAGACAACCCUGUGCAAAAUGCUUUCUUGACAAAGCAAUUCUGGAACCCAUCCACAACCUCUUGCAAAGUCUAUGCAUUCCUGCAUAACACAAUGCAAGAGUUUUGGGCAGCCCUCUUUCUCAUUUUAAAUCCUGACAAGAUCACUAAUGUGCUUGAUCAAUGUCACAGCGAUGAAGAUGGAAAAUACCUUAAAUAUAUCAUGCCCUUUUUGUCUGGACUUCUCUCUGAUAAUCUGGUUGAUCUUAUAAAGUGUUUGGUGCCAGUGGAACAGAUAGAAGCCACACGUGCCAAGUACUUUCAACAGAUUAUUGACACUUUCCUUUACACUAAAGAACAGAAUCAAGAAGGUGAUUUCGAGCAGUUUGUGGAAGUUGACAACAUCCUGUUUGUGUGUCGAUGUCUUUAUGAGUAUCAGUCUCCUGAGGCAUGCCUGCUCUUCCUGGCAAAGGUUCAGUAUGAGCUUGAUUUAGAGGACCAAACCCUUGAUCCCCACCACUGCUGUGUACUAUCCUAUGUGGUCAGUCAAACUACGCAUCGGAAUAUUGAUCUGAGCCUCACGGAUUGCAACAUUUCUGACCCUGGGGUGAAAUUACUUCUUGGCUCGUUGAAAAAUCUUAAAUUUCUCAGGUCAACAAGCAGGUUGCAGUCUCAAAUGUGGAGAGUGGCUUUUGAAGCAGAACAGUUUUCAGAUUUUGAUAGCCUGCUUAGCUUAUUCAGCUUUGAAAUGCACCUCUAUGCACAUGAAACACAAGACCAGAAAGUGUUUCAAAGGAUAGGAGAAGUCCUUAAAAAGAAGAGAUCAGAGAGUGUUCAUCUUUUUCUUCAUGUAAAUGAAAAACUCCUAACCAGAUCUUUGCAGAAGGCCAUUUUUGAGAGCUUAUCCAAUAUUGCAACCAUUAGGAUUUCCCCCCAUCAGUUCAAAGUAGCAAUAGAAACAGACCUCUAUGUUCAAGGAGCUAAUUAUGAGAUGAAGACUAGUCAACGAUGUGUAAGGAAUCUGCUGUCUGUUUUCAGCAACAAUCAAAGAGAAAACUUUGAGGAGCAGUGUAAAUUUUUGCUAAAUCUGCAAGAACAGGGUAAGAACAUGGAUGUUCUUCCAGUUUUGCAACCUGUUUUUUAUGCAUUGCCAACCACAUGGGUUGUACAGCCUUCAAACCCAUCAAUGUCACUGCUCUUGCAAACCAUGGAAGCUCUAAAUUUAAAGAAGCCCGCUGAACUAGAUAACGUCACUUACACGCUGAGUGAACUUAAACUUUUUCUUCAGUGUAUGCCCUAUGUUACAGAAAUGAGGUUCAGUGCUGCUCUCAGACAGCCAAAAGAAAUCCACAAAAUUGUGAAGAUUUUUACUGAUCUUUUCCUUCUUGCAUCUGAAUGUGGAGAGGAGAAACUAAAGAGCCUUUCUACAAUAUGCAGUUACUCAACCUUUCCCUUUGCUGAAGACAGCAAAGACAUGCAGAGCUUUUUCCUUUUGGAUCUCUUCACCCAGCUGAAAGAAAGUUCAUCAUGGAAGACAGCACUACCAGCAUUAAAGCCCAUUCUUAUGGUUGCCCCUGCUGUAUGGACAGUGGACCUACUAAAACUAGAGAAGACAUUUGUUCUAAUAGAACUCCUAAAGCUUCAGGCCGUCACAAAACCAAUGGAGCUCAGGAGCUGGUCAUGCGAACGAGAAAAACUUAAGAUUUUCCUAAAUUGUUUACCCUAUAUUUCAAAACUUUGCUGUGAUGAGCAGUUUUUCCAGACCGUGUGUGAGGUCCUCUCAGCAGACAAUGAAUGGAAUCCAAAACAGAUCGCUGAGCUUUUGAGAUCUCUUGGUUUUAGCAUUUCAUUGAUGGACAUGCUGCCAAGUCGUCUCUGCAAAGCUGUUGGCAACAUUUUCGAACUGCUGGACAAAGAGGACAUCUCCCUCAGUCUUCUCCCUCAGAAGAUCUCUUGUCAAGGUUGUGCCUACCUCUUUUCAAAUAUGAAAAAGCUUCAAACCUUGAGAGUAAAUGAAAUUGCAACUUCAAAGCUGGCAAGACUGGUUAGGUCACAUAAAGAAAUAAACUCUGUAACGGUGGAAGAGCUGUCUUUGGUUUUGUCAAACUCUCAUCUGCCAGAGAGAGAACUUUGCCAGCUAUUGAGCAGCCUGACUUCUCUUCUGAGAGUCUGGACAGUCCACAACUUGAACCUUUCCGAGUUUAAAAUUGAGCCUCACUUGCUCUGUGUGCUGUGUCAUCAGGGUGCCUUGUCCAUUAAAUUUAAUAAAGACACUCUGGAACAGCUAGCAGAAGUUGUGUAUGAUGCUCAAGAUGAAAAUCUGACACAGUUGUUCCUGGAGAAAAUUGAUGGUGAUUUGUCCCCUUGUGGUUUGUCCUGGGAUGUUUUAUCUUAUCUAGCUCAGGUCACCAAAAAGCAAGUGACACUAGACCUUCCAGAAGGCAGAUUUAAUGUUCUCAAAGUUCCAAGCCUUCUUGCUGUACUGGACACAGUCUGCUUUAAAAGGAUAAGCCCACGAUUUGUCAGGGCUGCACUGAAAGAGAUAUAUCAAAAACGUGCAGGUCAUCUAAUUGUGAAAUUAGUAAAAUCUUCAGCUAACCUGAUUAACCUUUGCAUGAGAGAGUUGGAUUCAACUGAUUGCAAAGCCCUCUGCUUUGCCCUGCACUAUAGUGAUGGUGUUAAGCUCAACCUGUUAAACUCUGUCAUUCCAAGUAAUGAGACGGACAGCAUUGUAAAACUUAUGCACAGAGUUUCUGAUCUGAGGGUUGAUAGAAAGCUGCUGUUGAGUUUUCUUCAUGCUUCCAAGGACAUGGAAAAACAAGGAUAUUCAAUGUCUGCCCUCUUGAGUGCCCUGAACCACAAACUGGACUUCUCCUGCAGUUCUUCCCUCAGUAGUGGCCGUUUCGGUCAAGAAAAUGGGGAUGUUCUAACUCUGAGUCUUACGGAUUUUACAGCCAUUUCUUCUGCCAUUAAUACAUCAACAUGUGAGACAGAAUUCAUUUUAUAUGACUGCCAAGCAGAUGAUUCUGCACUUGAGGUUCUCUUCCCUAUUUUGCACAAAGUGCAUCUUCACUUGGGCAAAAGCCUCCUUUGUCAGUUUCUGACAUUGAUUUUCAAUGUCCCCAUGGCUAUGUCUUUGAAAUGGGCAUCAUCACUUUCCAAAGCACUUGGAAAAGAGCUGGACCUCAGUGACACUCCUCUUAACUACCGUACAUGUGAGUCUCUGCAGUUAGUCUUGGAUUAUGCAGAGGACCUUACACAUCUUAAUCUCAGUCAUUGCCAGAUCACAGAUGCAUGCUUGGAUCUCUUCCUUCCUUACCUUCACAAAAUUAUGAUUUUAGAUCUUACUGGAAAUGACAUAACUGACAAAGGAGUACAGAGACUGUGCAUAGCCUUAGAUGGAAACAGUUUCACAAAGACCAUAUGCCUUUGUGACAACCAAAUAACAGAGAUUGGCCUCCUGGUGGAAGAAGAACGCUUUGAAACCCAACAGGCUGGUAAAAGAAGAUGCACCCAACCACAGCAUUACAGCACAAAAGAUUCAGGAUCAAAAAGCAAAAUGGAAAAGAAGAAGGAAGAUCCUAUAAAGGAGUUUGAGCCUGAACUAGAAGUAAAUAAUGGCAGGAUUUCCUACAGGUUUCAGUACACAUCAGAAGGCCUUUUUAUGUGCAGAACAACUGGGCUGUUGUUUGGAUUGAAAGGAAGUGGAUGUGUAGAGUACAGUGUGGUUCACUGGGAUAUGCGUCUCCUUAUCAACACUCGCUAUGAGCCUGCUGGACCUCUGUUUGAUAUAAAAACCACUACGGGAGAAAUAUAUGAACUUCAUCUUCCACACUGUGAGACACAUGUUGAUGCAAUUGGAAAUCUUUCUGUUGUCCAUAUGCACAAUGAGGACACCCGGGAAUUCCUCUCUCCAGUUAAAAUUUCGAAAACGCAUAUAGCUGUAAAUGUCUGUCGGUUAUCUCACUAUGGCGUUGUGCAUGAGAAUGAUCAGAAUAACAGGAUGAUCAAAGGGCAGGUGCUGCUGUUCCAGGAACCUGAUGCGUCACCAACCCUGCAAAGACUAUGGGUUUUCCUAUUGCCGAGCAAUGUCCCACUCUCAGAGAUAAAAAAUCAGCAACAAGAGUAUGUGUUCAUCCAAACCAGCUCUGAAUGCAAACUAAUGACAAGUGCAAAGUAUACUCUGAUCUCAAAAGAAGCCAAAAAAAUCCAACCAAAGAAAAAAUUGUUUGAACUCUUGCAUGAUGGUAAUCACCAUCCUACAUUUGAGGUCUUCUUAGAUAAAGAUGUGACUGAACUACAAAUUAAAGUUCAGCGUAAAAUAAAGGAAAGUGGUAAUAUCACUUUCAAAAAUAUAUGGAGACGUUUGAUAAUCCUCAAGAAAGACAGAGAUAAUCACACCCAAAUGAGAUCUGAAGAACAUUCGAACAAUCAAGAAAAAAAAUGGAUAUCUGAUCUUGAUGAAAUAAUGGAGGAUCUUAAAUGUGAUGAGCUCAAGAAGUUAAAGAAUUUAAUGAAUCACGCUGAGAAAAGAGCUUCGAUUCGUUGGAAGAAGCUUAAUGAAGCAAGCGACAGGUGUGAGUUGGCGAGUUUGGUUGUUGAGACGUGGGGAUUCGAAGACUCAGUGAAAGCUAUUCACGAGUUCAUGAAGAAGCUGCCUCGCAAUGAUGAAUUUGUGACAAACCGACUGAAGCCAUAUGUGACACAGUUUGGCCUCGAGGGUUAGAGGCCUUUUACAGACCUUUCAAUCAUAUUGUGAAUAGACAUCAGUAUAGAAGCACUUUACGUGAACAGAUUAUCACAGAUUGGUAUUAUAUCUGACUCUUGUUUCAUUGUACUUCAAUUGUAAAUUCUAAGUAUAACUGUGUAUGUGAUUUUGUAAAUUGUAGAUUGUAUAAAUGUUCAGGUUGCUUAAAUGUACAUAUAUUUAUUUAGCAGAUGCUUCAAUCCAGAGUGAUUUACAAAUGAGGAAUACAACAUUGGCAGUAACAUGAGAAGUGCUGCAAUAUGAAUAUAUACUGUAAUUAUGACAAUGAAUUGUUUCUCUCUGUUAAUCUAUUUAUAUGAGAAUUAUGUGCAAAGAUUUCACAAAUGAAGUUUAGAAAUGUACAGCCUAUUUCUUGAUGAAAGUGGAAUCAACAGACAAUAAGUAAACAAUAAAAGUUUGAUAAAAGGAA